AGUGCACUUGCACCAAAAAGAUGGACAAACAAUUGUUUUAUUUACUAUUUUUCAAAAAUUAACAAACAGACAUAUAAUUUAGACAGUAGAAAAUAUUUGAUGGCAUUUAACAACUAAUUCAUAUUUUGAUUUAGUAAGCAUAAACUCCCAAUUCUCAUUAAUUUCGUAUAAAAAACAUAAUUUUGAGACAAUUGCUCCAUAAAGAAAUAAUAGGAUCACUGUUUCAAUUUACUUAAAUCAGACAAUUUCAUUUCAACAAUGAUAAGUACUGACGAUUACAGUGAAAUUACAAUUAAAGAAGAAACAUUCAACGAUGGCACAAACAUCGGUCUGGAAUAUUAUGAACAUCAAAAUCCUACAUUCUAUGCACCACUUGCCGAAGAAGUUAAAACGGAAAUGGAGGACAACUAUCAAAAUCAUGAAUUGACGGACCAAUGUGUUUACAUUAUUAACGAAGUAGACGAUGAGUCUAUUGAUAAACACAAUGGACCCGCCCAACAAUCAGAUCUAAGCCUUUGGAAGAAAAACAACAGAAAUUUCAUGAGACACAGAAGUGAAGAUCAUGUUGAACGAGACGGCAAACUCUUUGACCGUCCGCAACUCUUCCCAGCUCCAUGCAGGGAAAAAGACAGCCACACAUCUUGUGCUUCUAUAAGUGAACAAGAACGCGAGUGGAUAUACAAAAAGUUUGCAGAACUGGAUUCCUACGAACUUAAAAAACAAUAUAUUGCAAAUCACGUAACGAAAUGUGAUAAAAAGCGCACAACCAAAAAAUUAGACAGCAGCAGAAGGAGCUAUACCUUCUCCUACUCCCUGACUAUUUCAAGUAAUAUUAAGAUUAACGUUUGUCGUGAGUUUUUCUUAACCACAAUUAAUGAAUCGGAUCAUACGAUAAAAAAGGCUUUCUUUGAGUCUGAACUCGGUUAUACUGAACUUGACAAAAUCUCUAAAAAACCCUUAGAAUCGAAUCCACAACUUUGGAAAAAAAACAUCCGAACGAGGAAUAGACUCAGAGGUGUAGAGUAUGUUGGAAGUGAUGGUAAAUUACGUAAAAGUCGACCACUUCUUCCAGUACCGUGCAGGGGAAAACUAAACCACAGAGAAUGUGACAGUUUCAGUGAAGAUGAACGCAAGUUGAUCUACAAAAAUUUUAGACAAAUGAAUACAUAUGACCAACAAAAACAGUAUAUUGUCGACCAUGUAGAAAAAACUGAGAAAAAUAGAACAACGACAAAAUUGGAAAACAGCAGAAGAGCAUUUACUUAUCAUUACUAUUUGUCUAAAGUCAAUGAUGACAAUAAUAAAGUACAUGUUUGUAACGAAUUUUUCUUAGCUACACUCAAUGUAACGGAUUCAAUGGUUAGAAGCUGUGUCACUAAUUCUCAUCUCGGUGUUGCUAAACCUGAUAAUCGUGGUCGUCAUCCACCACAUAACAAAAAAAAGACCGCUAAGUCAUAAAUGAGCACAUUUAAAAUUAUUCCGCCCAUAAAUGCUGCAAAGGGAUAUCAGAAAAUAUGUUUUUGUAAAAAAUUGGACAUUACUUGUAUGUAUCGAGACCGAGAGUAUAAACAUUAGGGUGGUCCUUGGGAAAAAAAAAUUGGGGACUCCUCCUAGAUUAAUUCCAGGCCAGGAAAGAUUAGAUAUAAAAAUUUCAAUAAAUUAGGGUUUUUUUCCCUGAUUUGGAACCAAUCUAGAGGGCGUCGCACUCAAUUUUCGCAAAAAAGUAAAAUAAGGAUCACUCUAAUAAACACAAAUGUGAAAAAGAAGGAUGGGAUCCAAUAUCGCUGGAAAUUGGAAACGUGAUGACGAAAACCUAUUGCCUAGACGGAUUCCACAUUCAAACUGACUAUGAAAUGGAGGAAGUUUUGUUUGUAUGAUGAUAGAUAGACAAUACUUAUAACAUUGUUUCUAAAUGUUAAACAUGAAAAUAAAAUACUUUUCUUUAGUUUCUUUUAUGCUCCUUUUGAAUUAAGUUUUUGUUUUUAAUAGAUGAAUGAGCUUAGGAGUAAAAUGCACAAGUCGUAUUCGUCCUGAGUACUGUUGUUCUUAAAGCUACUGCUACUUGAUUUUCAUUUUUUAGUCAUAUUUUCACCAGGAACAGGUACGCCAAAUAAAUGCAAAAAAUAUGUUUGCAUUAAAAUUGAAAUUCUUUCAUUCAACACUAUGUAUGGGGAUUUCCAAAGAGUGCUUCUUUGAUAUUCUUUGCCAUUGAGCACUUGAUGUAUGGGUGGAUGUUUUGGAAGGAAGUGGAUAUCGCAUUAGCGCGAAAAAGACAGAAUAUCUAUGCUUUUUAUUUUCUGACCCAGACGGCCAUAUUUCGGACAUCUACCUGAAUGGAACAAUUCUUCCCAAGUGUGAAAAGUUCAAAUAUCUUGGAUUUAUGGUCAACAACAAGGCUAUUUGUGAUGACUUCAUCAUAAUUUUAGGGUGGAUGAAGUGGCGAGAAAACUCUGCCAUCUUUUGUGAUCGAAAAAUGCCCCCUAAACUGAAA
Molecule: messenger RNA, 2491 nt
Organism: Episyrphus balteatus (marmalade hoverfly)
Lineage: Eukaryota; Metazoa; Arthropoda; Insecta; Diptera; Syrphidae
Exons: 3
Coding region: 259-1458 (399 amino acids)
Source: RefSeq, a predicted model, not a curated record